CAUCACACACUCAUCUACAUCAUGACCUUCACCAUCUUCUCCAUCACCUGCCUUGCCCUGGUGGCCUCUGCUCUGGGUUGUGGAGUGCCUGCGAUUAAACCACAGACUAUCGGCAGCAGGAUUGUGAACGGACAGAAUGCUGUCUCUGGUUCUUGGCCCUGGCAGGUCUCUCUUCAGCUCGCCAAUGGUUUUCAUUUCUGCGGAGGAUCCUUGAUCAACCAGAAUUGGGUUCUCACUGCUGCUCACUGCCCUGUUGUGGCUGGCUCUCAUCGCGUCAUUCUCGGAGAACAUAAUCGUGGCUCCAAUGUUGAACACAUCCAAGUCAAACAAGUUUCCAAGGUCAUCACCCAUCAGUUCUACAACAGAGAAAACUAUAACAAUGACAUUGCUCUUCUGAAACUGUCGUCUCCAGUCACAUAUACUCCUCGUAUGUCUCCUGUAUGUCUGGCUCCAUCAACCAUCAACAUCGUGCCUGGAACCCGCUGCUUCACCACUGGCUGGGGCCAGACUGCUACCACAACCAGCCCUCGGAUCCUGCAGCAAACAGGCAUCCCCAUCUUGAGUCCUGCUGUUAAUUCUCAGUAG
Puntigrus tetrazona (Sumatra barb) is the source of this 585-nucleotide messenger RNA. RefSeq names its product chymotrypsin-like protease CTRL-1. The transcript is spliced from 7 exons. Gene Ontology annotation, molecular function: serine-type endopeptidase activity. The record is from RefSeq and is a predicted model, not a curated record. NCBI's taxonomy places the organism in Eukaryota, Metazoa, Chordata, Actinopteri, Cypriniformes, Cyprinidae. Gene Ontology annotation, biological process: proteolysis. Bases 22 to 585 code for a protein of 187 amino acids.